UUUGCAUCCAGUUUAUAGAAAUUUAUCUGAAAGAUUGUUUCGAUCAAAAAAGGAAAGAAAAAAUAAUGUUUGCACAUAAACUAUUUAAAGGUUCAAAAUCAGGACCACAAAGUUUUAUUACGGAUUCCAAUUAUUGUAUUACUGAUCAUGGAUACGGGAAGGAUGCUGUAAAAUUAUUGCAUGUCCUUCGAAAUGGACCUGCUCAUUCGAUUAAGGAAUUCGAAAUUGGAACACAUCUUAAGCUGGACACACAAAAGGAUUAUUUAAAAGGUGACAACUCAGAUAUUGUCGCAACAGAUUCUCAGAAAAACACCAUUUACCUGUUGGCUAAGAAACAUGGCAUACAAAACCCGGAGGAGUUCGCCAUACUCCUGAGUAAGCAUUUCCUUAGCAAAUAUUCACACGUCAAUGAGGUGCAUGUUCAUGUGGAGGAGUAUCCUUGGCAGCGCAUUUGCCAGGAAGAAACUGGCUGCAUGGAACCACCAGGAACAACAAACAGUAAUUUCAGUUCGUUCAAUAACAGGCAAAAGCACAACCAUGCCUUCGUCUUCACACCAACUGCCUUGAGAUAUUGUGAUGUUGUUUGUAGCCGUGAUGCUGCUUCACCUACCGUCAUCAGUGGUCUAAAGGGACUUCGUGUGCUCAAGACGACACAAUCGUCAUUUGUUAAUUUCGUUAACGACGAGUAUCGUUCACUUCCGGAUCAGUAUGAUAGAAUCUUCAGCACCGUUGUGGACUCGAGUUGGGAGUAUUCGAAAACGGAGAAUUUGAAAUUCUGCAAUGUUUGGAAUAUUGUUAGGAAUGUGAUUAUCAAGAAUUUUGCUGGAGAUCCAUAUGUUGGAGUGACAUCACCAAGUGUACAGCACACAUUGUAUUUGGCUGAAAAAGAGGUCCUUGAUAUGGUUCCACAGAUUUCAGCGAUAUCAAUGACAAUGCCUAAUAAACACUAUUUUAACUUCGAUACAAAACCCUUCCAAGGACUGGUGCCAGGAGAAAACAAUGAAGUAUUCAUUCCAGUGGACAAACCACAUGGAACAAUUUAUGCCCAGCUUGAGCGUAAAGAUAUGCAAAGUAAAUUAUGAGAUGAUUUUUGAGAAAUCAUCUCCCAGUAGUUGCCAGAAAACCUUUUAUGUGUUAUUAUUAUUUAUAGAAUUAUUUUAAUUAUGUGGAAAUGUGAUAUCCAAAAAUCCAAGAAAUAAAGAUUAGAUUUCGAAGAAAA
This is a messenger RNA of Eupeodes corollae, 1219 nucleotides long. RefSeq names its product uricase (gene Uro). Gene Ontology annotation, biological process: urate catabolic process; purine nucleobase catabolic process. The transcript has 4 exons. NCBI's taxonomy places the organism in Eukaryota, Metazoa, Arthropoda, Insecta, Diptera, Syrphidae. The record is from RefSeq and is a predicted model, not a curated record. Bases 66 to 1082 code for a protein of 338 amino acids. Gene Ontology annotation, molecular function: urate oxidase activity. Gene Ontology annotation, cellular component: peroxisome.